AUGUCUAAUCAGGUCAAUGGCAAAACAUUCUUUUUCGCUUGCUGCGGCAUCAAGGGGGAUUGGGUCUACCUUCGAAAGGCUCUGAAACUGGAAUCGGGUUUUCGUUCGACGAGGGUUUGCCACUACUGUGAUACUACUGAGUGGUGGAAGUUUGGUUCAAAUCUUCGGUCCUGGAAUGGUCAGCUUGUUGAUCCGUGGAAAACUGAUGAGCCUCCUACUCCUUUGAGAACUAUUCCUGGUGUUGAGUCUCCUUUGCUUAUCCGGACGGAUCCAGCACACACUUGGCCUAUAGGAGUGGGGAAAGAGUUUGCUGCUUCAACCAUUUUCCUGUUGUGUCACCUGGAUGUUUGGCCUGCCAACAACAUGCCAGACAAACUGCUGGGAGCAUGGGAGCACUUUCAGAGUUGGAGGUACAGAACAAAGCACACCUGCAAGUUGCAUGAGUUUACCUACAAAACCUUCAAAGUGCAAUCGCUUCAGCAGUACCCAGUUCUUGGCGGCUCUGGCAGUGAUUGCAUCGUCGUUUGCAAGUGGUUGGAAUCCGUAGUUGAUGAUCCUGCGAUGCUGCCUGCUUUCCAUGUGGAUUGGUGA
Cladocopium goreaui is the source of this 591-nucleotide messenger RNA. NCBI's taxonomy places the organism in Eukaryota, Dinophyceae, Suessiales, Symbiodiniaceae. The record is from the annotation of a GenBank genome assembly.